Molecule: messenger RNA, 4596 nt
Organism: Vespa velutina
Lineage: Eukaryota; Metazoa; Arthropoda; Insecta; Hymenoptera; Vespidae
Product: M-phase inducer phosphatase-like
Exons: 6
Coding region: 1121-3061 (646 amino acids)
Biological process (GO): positive regulation of G2/MI transition of meiotic cell cycle; G2/M transition of mitotic cell cycle; protein dephosphorylation
Cellular component (GO): nucleus; cytoplasm
Molecular function (GO): protein tyrosine phosphatase activity
Source: RefSeq, a predicted model, not a curated record
CCUUAAAAUUAACGAUACCUUUCAUGUAAGAUCGAGAAUAGCGCAGGACAAUGUCGUCGUGAUCGUUAUAUUUAUAACUUUAUGAUAUAUAUUGUUACAUUCCUGGUUGUACAGGACACGUUAGGAAUAUUUUAUUAUAUUUAUAAUCAUCGACGCAUGUGUUGUUACAUCAACGAUAAAGAGAGAUUUGUGAAAGGAAUCCACAAAUUUAAUACGAAUAAAUAAAUUAUCGAAAUUUCGUUUAACAAAUUGUAUCGAUCUAAUUCGUUCUCACCUUUGUGAUAUUUAAUUACGUGGACAAUACAUUGAAAAAGUUCACACCAUUUCUUUCAAGUUUUAAGAAUGAUAUUUUUAUAUAAUUAAAAAGAAUAAAAUAAAAUGAAUAACAAAAUUUGUAAAAAGGCGCGAACUUUUCAAAUGAAACAAACGCGUUAAUUAAUUUAAUGCUAUCAAGUGUUUAAUAAGAAAAUAAUAUUAACAAACAAUUUAUUAUAUUUAUUAAUAUAUUAUUUAGUUAUUUAUUUAUUUAUUUAUUUAUUUCAUUCGGAUACUAGUUUAAAUCAAGACAAUAAAUUUAAUUACUUAACGAUGAUUCGUUCAUUUUAUCGAUUACGUAUUUCCGAUCGGUAUCAUAUUUCUGGCCGACAGAGAGCGCCACCGUUUUUGGCGCGCGCACGUACCGUGAUCGACGUAUUUAUUUCUUAUGGAUAAACGAUUUAUAUUUGAAACGUAUGCGUUAUGGAGGGUUUAACAAGUUCAUCGUCAUAUUGGAAUUAGCUUUCAACGUAAUAAUAUCGAAUGAUCGAUCUCUCUUAUUGGUCAUGUUAAUUCUAUUGGUCAUCAAACAGGAUUCUCACGUCGUGAUAUCAUCUCGUCUAGCAAGUUUUUGAUCGUUAUAAACUUUUAACGACUACGACGACGAAAGAGAAGAUUCAACUACGCGUAUGCACAUACGUAAUACACAUGAACGAACAAACAUAUAUAUAUGCACGCACGCAAGACGCAUCAUACAUCCAUAUACAAUACGCACGUACAGCUGGAAAUUCAAGUCUCCUUAAGGAUAGGCAACCCAAUCGGCGUGCAGGUCGUGAAGGAUAACGAGACACAUAGGUGAAGAACAAUGUCACAGGUGCGUAGAAUCGUUCCGUUAAUGAAAAUCACCGAGAUCGAAGAGAAUUCUCCGCAAAAGGUUCAGGAUACGUCGCUGGAAAUAGUCUCGCCGGUAUCAAGCAUGAUUCGUGAUUUCGAUAAGUCUACGAUAUCGUUAAAAGAAUGUAUGGAAAGUGAUACGAACAAUUCAGAUCUGCGUUUAGAUUUGUCCAAGGUAAUCUCGCCGAAUGUGGGAAAAGAACAGAGUCUCUUCAAGAAUGUAUUUAGAAUUAGAAGUACACCGGAAAAAGAGGUAGCUCCUAAACCAAAAGCACGAAGAUUAGUGGGCAUGGCGGCACGAAGAUUCGUCGGUCUUGAAACCUUCUCGCCAUCUACCAACAAAGAAAAUGGCACAGUUAAUCGUAACGUCAACUCUAGUCCGCAGAAAAUAAAUGGAAGCAAACGGUCACGCUUCCCUCUCGAAGAUUGCGACUCGAACAACCAGGAUAACAGCUAUGGAGUUAAUUUGCACGAGAGAGAUACACGUACUGGAUUUCAAUUUGCGGAACCUCUUGGCGUGCCACCAAGACGUAUAAACAUCGCGGAUGCUCGAAGUCCCAUACAAUCACCUAUAAGAUCAUCGCCUCGUGAAUUAUUAACGGAUCCGAUGAUUUUCCGUAGUUUGUCAUCGGGAUACGAGAGUAUGGACGACGAUUUAAACGAUCUUAUGGAUUUGGACGCUUUGGACGAAGCAACGCAUUUACCAAAUGGCCUUACGAGUUUACUAUCUGGUAGCAUAGUUGGAUCGGAAAUAAUGGAAUAUGCUAUAAUAACAACACCGGAGUAUCCUCGUACAAAAGUGAAACGUUCCUUUCGACGUUCUAUGUCAUUACAAAACGACCGAAAUAAUCCGCAGUCGUCCGUAUCGAAAGUACGUUCCUGUCUAUUUCGUUCGCCCUCGACAACCUGUUCAACUCGUAAACUAACAUUCGACGACAAUACACAAACGCGUAAUGCAUCUUAUCCGAAUGUGAACUCACCGCCGGAAACGAGAUCGUUUAAAAGACCAGAUCCACCAGCCGAACAUAGUCCUCGAUUAGUCAAGAGGUCUAGGAUAUCGGUUGACUUCCAACAUAUACCGGAGGACGUUGAAUUGGAGAUAUCGUCGAAACAGACAACUUACGUAACGGAGAUCGAAACGAAGCUAGUCAAAAAAUCAAUCAAGUCAAAUUGCUUGGAGAAUAUGCCAGAAAGUGUAGAAACGUGUGAGCCUAUUAAGGAAACCUUGGAGAAUGUUUUUGGCGAUAGUAAAACACAUGCCAUGAUCAAAUCGGCGAUACACCGUAGCGUAACCGACGCCGAUCUUACAGGUGACUUUAGUAAACCUUGCAUUUUACCUCUUGCCGAGGGUCGACACGAUGAUCUCAAAUCGAUCUCCGUUGAUACCUUGGCAGCAUUGAUGCGUGGUGAUUUUGAAGAGUAUAUUGAUUCCUUCGUUAUCGUCGAUUGCCGAUAUCCUUACGAAUACGAAGGUGGACACAUCCAAGGUGCACUCAAUCUUUACAGCAAGGAAUUGAUCGAACAACAUUUAAUCGAUCCAUUGACCAACGUACCGGAGAUACAACCCAAUUCGUGCAAACGUCGCAUUCUCGUCUUCCAUUGUGAAUUCUCUUGGGAACGUGGACCGAAUCUUUCCCGUUUUCUACGUAAUAUCGAUCGUCAACGUAACAAGGAACAUUAUCCCGCCCUUCAUUAUCCAGAAGUUUAUCUAUUACACGGAGGUUAUGAACAGUUCUAUAAGGAACAAAGAAACCUUUGCUCUCCACAGGGCUACAAACCAAUGUCGGAUCCGAAUCACGAGGCCGAUCUCAAACAGUUCCGUGUUAAGAGCAAAAGUUGGCAAUCUGAAAAACCCGUAAGCAGAGUUAGUGGACUCAUGGUUAGAACGAAUAUCAAGCGUUUAGGUUUUUGAGAUAUUCUUUCUUCUUCUUCUUCUUCUUCGUCUUCUUCUUCUUCUUCUUCUUCUUCUUCUUCUUCUUCUUCUUCUUCUUCUUCUUCUUCUUCUUCUCUUCUUCUUCUUCUCCUUCUUUUUCUCUACCCUUUCUUCCUUGAAUCUCUUUGUGUUCUUCUGUCAAGAUUACUUGGAUGCACUAAGGUGACUUCGACACUAUUGCAAACAAAGAUCUAUACUCUCUCCUUUAUUUUUCUAUUCUUCUAUUUUAUUUAACUUUCUUUUCUUUUCUUUUUUUGUUUUUUUAUUUUUCACAUAUCGGGAUUGAACGCGGCGCGAGUUUCGUUUCUUGUUUCUUUUUCUUUUUCCUUCUUCUUCUUUACGCCUUCUUUCUCCGCAUAUUAUGCAAUCGCGCGUUCAAAGUGCAAGAGGAGCAAGGAAUCGAGUUUUCCUUGCUCGCGAAACUAUAUGUGAGUCCUGUGAAUCGUCAAGUGUCUAAUUCGAGAUUAUAAUAUCUUAUAGAGACUCUUCGAGAAGAGUUCUUUUUCUUCUGUUUUUUUAUUCCCCCUUUUUUCUUUUUUUUUCUUUUCCUUUUCUUUUUUUUUCUGUAUAUAUGUUCUUCCGUACAAGUUAGAUUUAGAUUAUACAUAAACGAGAGAUAACCAUCGAAAAGAGAGAGAGAGAGAGAGAGAGAGAGAGAGAGAGAGAGAGAGAGAGAGAGAGAGAAGAAAAAAGAUAACACCAAUUAAAAAUGCAACACAAACAAAUUGAAAACAAAUUAGAAAAUAGGGGCGCACGUUUCUUUCAGGGGAAAAGAAUAAUUGUCAAUAUAUUAUUAUUAAGUUAAUUGUAAGGAAAAAAUUUUUCGUCGAGUUUUAUGAAGAGGGGAAAGAAAAGAAAAACAAGCAUUCGAUAGGAUAAUAAAUUCCUUUGUGUUAAAUCCAAAUCCGGCGAAAUAAUGAUCAAAGAUGCAAUAGCUCCAUCCUGAUCUACUUACGAAAUGAUGGUGGAGCGGCGUGGAGCCAUAAGAGAGUCAAAUGUGUCACAAAUCUUUAAUGCUUCAAUCAUUAAUUACGGGCGAGCAUCCCACUUGUACACUUAGACACUCUACUCUCUUAUGACUUUACGAUGUAAAAGUGUUUUCACUCUAUCAUCAUUGUUUAUUUUAGAAAAAUAACUUUGCUGUAGAUGUUGUGUGUGUAUGUGAGAGAGAGAAAGAGAAAUAGAAUGAGUAUAUAUAUAUAUAUGCGUGUAUGUAUGCCUGUAUGUCUGUAUGUAUGCGAGAGAGGGAAAGAGAGAAGGAAGAUGAAAAAUGUAGUAUUUUGUUAUCGUCAUUGAGCGUUCUCGUCUCGACAGACGAUACGACCAAAGUAUUUCCUAUUUAGCGAAUUUUUAGGUUAAUUAUCUCUUCUUUUUUGACGACAUCUAUUGCGUUCAAAAUGGCAGGGUAUGCAUGAACAAAAUGGAUGACACGAGUAUUCCUAAAUGUGCAAAGUUCCCAAUGUUAUAAUGUAAAAAUUAUUCCAUGUUAAAUAUACAUUGUAAGCUAAACUCUA